GGACGAGGGCGGAGUCAAACUGACAGAAGUGUCUCAGCAGUUGAAACGUGACGUUAACCGAGUUUAUUACCUGCUGAAAACAAGGAAGCGACAUCUGGAGAAACCCAGGAUUACAAAACCAAGCAUUUAUUUAGCUAGGUAACCGACAUUUCUUCAUUCUCGCCCCCUCUCACUGUUGUAAACUGAGCGGGUCAAGAUGUCUUCGAUGGACUUGGAGAAGCUGAAGAUGACGGGAGCUGGUCGGGCCAUGGCAGUGUUGACCAGCGGUGGAGAUGCACAAGGGAUGAACGCUGCUGUCCGAGCUGUGACCAGAAUGGGCAUCUAUGUGGGGGCCAAGGUCUAUCUUAUAUAUGAGGGGUACCAGGGCCUGGUGGAGGGGGGAGACAAUAUCAAACUGGCACACUGGCACAGUGUGACCAACAUCAUCCAACAGGGUGGGACUGUGAUUGGUAGCGCCCGAUGCAAGGCCUUCAUGACCCGUGAGGGCAGGCUUGCCGCUGCCUUCAACCUGGUGAAGAAAGGCAUCACCAACCUGUGUGUGUGCGGUGGAGACGGCAGCCUCACCGGAGCCAACCUCUUCCGCAGUGAGUGGAGCAGCCUGCUGGAGGAGCUCGUACAGAAAGGACGGAUCACAGACAGUCUGGCCAAGCAGCACGACCACCUGAACAUCGUGGGGCUCGUGGGCUCCAUCGACAACGACUUCUGCGGCACUGACAUGACCAUCGGAGCCGACUCCGCGCUGCACCGCAUCAUGGAGAUAAUUGAUGCUAUCAUGACCACUGCGCAAAGCCACCAGCGCACUUUUGUUCUGGAAGUCAUGGGCCGACACUGUGGGUAUCUGGCCUUGGUGUCAGCGCUGGCAUCUGGGGCAGACUGGCUCUUCAUUCCAGAGGCUCCUCCUCAGGAGGGAUGGGAGGACCGGAUGUGUGCCCGUCUUGAAACGAGCCGCAUAAAGGGGUCAAGACUCAACAUUAUUAUCGUGGCAGAAGGAGCCAUCGACAUAAACGGCAAGCCCAUCUCUUCAGCCUACAUAAAAGAUCUGGUGGUCAAGAGGCUUGGUUAUGACACCAGAGUGACAGUACUCGGCCAUGUUCAGCGAGGAGGAACUCCCUCUGCGUUUGACAGAAUACUGAGCAGUAAGUUGGGUGUGGAGGCGGUGAUAGCCCUGAUGGAGGCCUCUCCUGACACUCCAGCCUGUGCCAUCGGCCUGUCAGGCAAUAAGGCUGUUCGUUUGCCUCUAAUGGAGUGUGUGGAGAUGACUAAGUUGGUGCAGACGGCCAUGAAUGAGAAGAGGUUUGAUGAGGCUAUCAAACUGCGUGGAGGGAGUUUUGAGAACAACUGGAACAUCUACAAGCUUCUUGCCUUUCAGAAGCCGGCCAAGACUAAGAGCAAUUUCUCUGUGGCUAUCCUGAACGUUGGAGCUCCGGCUGCAGGGAUGAACGCAGCAGUGAGGUCUGCUGUGAGGCUGGCGCUCGCCCACGGACACAAGGUCUACGCCGUCAACGAUGGCUUUCAAGGACUGGCCAGAGGAGCGGUUUCUGAGAUGGAGUGGCACAGCGUGGCAGGGUGGACGGGCCAAGGGGGCUCCCUGCUGGGGACAAAACGAACUCUUCCAAGCAAACACAUGGAGAAAAUUGUGGAAAACAUCGGCAAGUUCAACAUCUCAGCUCUGCUUGUAGUCGGAGGGUUUGAGGCGUACCGAGGUGUACUGGAGCUGUUUGAAGCCCGGAGCUGCUAUGAUGAGCUCUGCAUCCCCAUGUGUGUAAUCCCUGCUACCAUCAGCAACAACGUCCCUGGAACUGACUUCAGCCUGGGAGCAGACACGGCUGUCAAUGCUGCCAUGGAGGGUUGCGACAAGAUCAAGCAGUCUGCCACUGGGACGAAGAGACGAAUAUUCGUGGUGGAGACGAUGGGUGGAUUCUGUGGCUAUCUGGCAACCUGCACUGGUAUAGCUGUGGGUGCUGAUGCAGCCUACAUCUUUGAAGACCCCUUCAACAUCCACGACCUGAAGACCAAUGUGGAGCACUUGACUGAAAAGAUGAAGAAGGACAUCCAGCGGGGUCUUGUGUUGAGGAAUGAAAAAUGCCAUGAAAGCUACACUACAGAUUUCAUUCAUAGGCUGUAUUCAGCGGAGGGGAAGGGAAUCUUUGACUGCAGAGUCAAUGUGUUGGGACACCUUCAGCAGGGAGGUGCACCCUCUCCCUUCGAUAGGAAUUUUGGCACCAAGUUGGGUGUUCGGGCGAUCCAGUGGAUUUCAGAGAGAUUGACUGAAAACUUCAGACAAGACCGCGUGUUCGCCAACUCUCCAGAUACAGCAUGUGUGAUUGGCCUCAACAGGAAGGUCAUCUCAUUCAGCCCUGUCACUGAACUGAAGGCUGUGACUGAUUUUGAGCACCGGAUGCCCAAAGACCAGUGGUGGUUAAAUUUUCGGCCGCUGCUUAGAAUGUUGGCCAAGUACCAAACCAGCUUCUGUGAAUAUGUGCCAGGAGAGAUUCAACAUGUGACUCAGCGCUCCAUCAGUAUCGACUCUGGGUUUUAGGCUCCCUACAACAGCACAUUCUCUGCACUUUGUAACCCUUAUCUGUCCAUCCUUCCUACAUCAAGAACGGGUUUCAGUCUGCAUUCAUAUGUGUUUACAGGACUGAAGACUUUUUUGAAAGCGGAAUUGUAGUAUUUUUAAAACUAAGCCCUAUUUUUAUGUAUUUUAGUGUCUAAAUGACAGGUAGGUACAAAACGUUUUUGGAACCUUCAGCCAAAGCCCAGGCUGCGAUGUAAGCCUCCUGCUUUUUUGAAAAUAUCGUUACUCUAAGUGUCUGACCACAUUAUGAAAAGCAUCCCUAUAGAGGUAGACCACUUUGUUCAAGAAUAGGAUUAUUCUUAACCAACUACAGCUGCUAUGUUGAUCUCCCCAGAUCAACCCAAGUCCAUUUACAGAAACAGUCAUUUUAUCAGCAUAACACACCCAUGAUUUAAACUUGACACAAACUAAAUGAAACUGUUUUUGGGGAUAUACAGGACCAAUUCCAAAACUUUUUGUAAACAGUCAUUUACGCACCAAAAUAUGUAAUCAUAGUGUUCAUAUGUUAUCAGUGUCAUAGUAACUACAGUAAAUAAUGUAAAAAUAUACUUUGACUAUUCAAUUAUUGAAUUAGGAAAUCAAUGCAGAUCAGGUUUUGCUUUUCCUUGUGUCAAGUGAACCGUAUGUAGGGAAUUCACUGCCAUGAAAAGGUAACUAUGUGUGUCUUAAUGCUAGAAUUUUGCAAAUAAACUACUGAACAUAUUAGAUAAAGCAGAUUGUAUAUACUAUGAUUUAAAUGGUUUGCUUCCUCAAUCACAUACAAGAAAAAUACUGGUGUCUCUAAAACAAACACUGAGCCAGAAAUAAUCUGAUCAUGUACCUUAGUUAAAAGAAGCGUGUUUAUCCAUAUUGUGACCAGUGUUGCCAGAUUGGAAUACUUAAAGUAUAGUAUUUUGGGGGAAAUUAUCUUACGCGAGUCGUGACCAUAAAAAUUUACAUUGAGUGCUCAAGUGUUUGGUUUGAGAUAAAGUUCUGAUGCUGUCGGAAUGUGACUGUGUGAUUCAUGGGACCAGUGAGAUGUUAAUUUCCUUUUAUUUAUGCUUUGUAGGACUGAAACACUGCUUCUGUCUUUAAUUGAUGCAAACUGGACGGCACAUCAAAAUAUUAUUAUACUGUGUAAUAAACACACUACUGCACUUACAAUAGAGAAAUCUGUAAAGAACUAUGAACGUAUGUUGUGUAUUAUUUUGAUACUAAUGCAGUAUCUGCAAUAAAAUGUUAUUCAACUGUG
Molecule: messenger RNA, 3809 nt
Organism: Acanthopagrus latus (yellowfin seabream)
Lineage: Eukaryota; Metazoa; Chordata; Actinopteri; Spariformes; Sparidae
Gene: pfkla
Product: phosphofructokinase, liver a
Exons: 22
Coding region: 197-2539 (780 amino acids)
Biological process (GO): canonical glycolysis; fructose 1,6-bisphosphate metabolic process; fructose 6-phosphate metabolic process
Cellular component (GO): 6-phosphofructokinase complex; membrane; cytoplasm
Molecular function (GO): monosaccharide binding; fructose-6-phosphate binding; AMP binding
Source: RefSeq, a predicted model, not a curated record